Molecule: messenger RNA, 2806 nt
Organism: Nannospalax galili (Upper Galilee mountains blind mole rat)
Lineage: Eukaryota; Metazoa; Chordata; Mammalia; Rodentia; Spalacidae
Gene: Cdkl3
Product: cyclin dependent kinase like 3
Exons: 12
Biological process (GO): negative regulation of axon extension; positive regulation of dendrite morphogenesis; protein phosphorylation
Cellular component (GO): nucleus
Molecular function (GO): ATP binding; cyclin-dependent protein serine/threonine kinase activity
Source: RefSeq, a predicted model, not a curated record
UGAACCCGGUCCUCUACAAGAGCUGCCGGUGCUCUUAACGGCUGAGCCAACUCUGCAGCCCCAGGUCUACUGGCUGUUAAUUCAGCUGUGUAGACUAAGCACGCGGACUUCUCUGGGUGGGUUAUUGCACUGAGUCAGUCUUUUAGGACAAGACACCAGUAGGUGGCUUUCCCGACGCGGUUCGGCGACGUUGGAGACUGCAGUUGGGCUGCCGUCAAAAUGCCGCCAUCCCAGGCUCAGACCCAACUUGGGGGCUCAAGUCAACUUUUGGGUUCAGAAUCAACUUCGGGGGCGCUCAACCAGCGACAAAAAAACCUCCACCGCCACCUCCAGUGGCGCAGACGCUUCCCGUCCGUCGGCAGCCGCGUUUCACCUCUUCCGGGUCGGCACCCUUGUAGUUUCCGGUCUUGCGCUUUGGGGCUCGGAAUGCCUCCAGGCCCCGCCCAACCCGUUGCCGUGGCAGCCGUGAGGCGACUUGGGGUCCGUCGGCGGGCCGGGACUGCGUAGUGCCCGGCCGGCGCGACUACUGGAUGUGCUGAGGCGGCGGUGUGGCGAGAGACGCGACGGUCGGCGAGUCCUGACGGCGGGUUUGAGGGGCGGGCGGGACGGCCGUGGGGGCGACGGAAGUCACUUGGAAACCGAGCCUGACCGGAGUGGGGGUCCCCCGGCCUAGUGGACGGUGAUCUGUAGUCAGGGACUCCGUGGUGGUCAAACCUGCUGCGGGGCUCAGGCUCGCGACUUGAAUUCCGUCUACAGCGCUGUAUACGGGGCCUCUAGUUGGUCAUCGGAAUUCCGCUUUGGUUUUCGUAGAGCCUGUCUACACAGUGCGAUUGGAUUCGGGUUACCCUGCGUUCCGGGGAGGCUUGAGCCGCUCAAGCAGCCCCGUGCUCCCGCAAGGGCUCUGCUCCAACCACGUUUUGUUUUUAUAUGUGACAGUAAGGGUUUAUUGGGUCUAUACGUUAUUUAGCUUGACUAAAUAAAGGUAUAAACAUCUGUUUCCAUUUUCUUUAUUUCUAAGAAGAAGUAGAAGCCAGGCUUGAAAAUGGAAAUGUAUGAAACCCUUGGGAAAGUGGGAGAGGGAAGUUAUGGAACAGUCAUGAAAUGCAAACACAAGGAUACUGGGCGGAUAGUGGCCAUUAAGAUAUUGUAUGAGAAACCAGAGAAAUCUGUCAACAAAAUUGCAACGAGAGAAAUAAAGUUUCUAAAGCAAUUUCAUCAUGAAAACCUGGGCAAUCUGAUUGAAGUUUUUAGACAAAAAAAGAAAAUUCAUUUGGUAUUUGAAUUUAUUGACCAUACAGUAUUAGAUGAGUUACAACAUUACUGUCAUGGACUAGAGAGUAAACGACUUAUAAAAUACCUCUUCCAUAUCCUCUGUGCAAUUGAAUAUCUUCACAAUAAUAAUAUUAUUCAUUGAGAUAUAAAAUCUGAGAAUAUUUAAGUAUCCCAGUCAGGAAUUACUAAGCUCUGUGAUUUUGGUUUUGCAAGAACACUGGCAGCUCCUGGGGACAUUUACACAUACUAUGUGGCCACACGCUGGUAUAGAGCUCCAGAGCUGGUGUUAAAAGACACUUCCUAUGGAAAGUAUCCUGUAGAUAUCUAGGCUUUGGGCUGUAUGAUCAUUGAAAUGGCCACUGGAAACCCUUAUCUUCCCAGCAGUUCUGAUUUGGAUUUACUCCGUAAGAUUGUUUUAAAAGUAGGCAAUUUGACACCUCACUUGCAGAAUAUCUUUUCUAAGAGUCCCAUUUUUGCUGGCAUGGUUCUUCCUCAAGUUCAACACCCAAAAAAUGCAAGAAAAAAAUAUCCAAAGCUCAAUGGAUUGUUGGCAGAUAUAGUUCAUGCUUGUUUACAGAUCGAUCCAGCUGAGAGGAUAUCAUCUACUGAUCUUUUGCAUCAUGAUUAUUUUACCAGGGAUGGGUUCGUUGAAAAGUUCAUCCCAGAGCUCAGAGCUAAAUUGUUACAGGAGGCAAAGGUUAAUUCAUUCUCAAAGCCAAAGGAGAACCCUAAAGAAAAUGAACCAGUGACAGAGGAAAGAAAAUUAGUUUUUACCAACACACUGCUAAGUACUUCGGUUUAUGGAAAAGAAAUGGAGAAAGAGAAAAAGCCUAAGGAGGUCAAAGUCACAGUCGUUAAAGUCAGAGGCAGAAAAGGAGAUAUCUCAGACCCUAAAAAGACCGAGUGUGAAGGUGAACAUAGCCAGCCUGAGCACAAGCAGGCCUUGACUCAGGAUAGAAAAGCUCCAAGCACCGAGCUACCAAGCCUUGUCAAUCCCAGCACAAACUCUGAUGCUGUGAGAGAAGACCUGCGUGCUGGAGGCUGUAUGAUGAUGCCACCCAUCAGUCUGACAAGCAGCAAUUUGAUGGCUGCAAAUCUCAAUUCAAACCUCUCCCACCCCAGCUCACGGUUAACUGAAAGAGCUAAAAAGAGACACACUUCUUCACAAUCUAUUGGACAAACCUUGUCUAAUAGGCAAGAAGACACAAGUCCCAUUCAAAGCCAAAUGGAGAAAGGCGUAUUUAAUGAGCAGACAGGGCCAAGUGACCAAAUGGCAAGUGGGAACAAAAGGAAGCUGAAUUUUUCCAGAUGUGACAGGAAAGAGUUCCACUUCCCUGAGCUGCCUUUCACAGUGCAAGCAAAGGAGAUGAAAGGGAUGGAAGUUAAACAGAUAAAAGUACUGAAGAGAGAGUCAAACAAAGCAGAUUCAUCUAAAAUACCAGCUUUACUCAGUGUGGACCAAAAUCAAGAAAAACAAGAGAAUACAGGAAAUACACGCACUGGAAGGAGGAAAAACCUGUUAGAUGUAGAAUAG